Pocillopora meandrina is the source of this 8818-nucleotide messenger RNA. The record is from the annotation of a GenBank genome assembly. NCBI's taxonomy places the organism in Eukaryota, Metazoa, Cnidaria, Anthozoa, Scleractinia, Pocilloporidae.
AUGGCUGACAGCUCUCCACCACAUGUUGAGGAUUUUCCAUCCCAGAUGAGGAUGACACAAAUACGUGAAAUGCUGAGUAAAGCAGCAAGAAUGAGGAGAACAGACUCAGGGGGUGAUCUUAUGCCAAAUGUAAACAAUUGUCUAGUACUCAGCUAGCAUAUGAAGCCUUGUGAAAGCAUGCUGCCUGUUCAAGCUGGCUUAUUAAGGCCAGAGCCAGGACUAUUGUUACUUUUCCCUGGAAAGGAUGCUAAUUCAUCCCGGCAUAUCCCCAACCCCAGUCCUCCUGUCAUCUUUUCAGGUUGGGGGGGGGAAACAAUUUCAGAAUUAUUCUUCCUAUCAUGAUGUUGCAAAAAAUUGGAAUGUUGCAAUGAUUUAGAUCUCAACUCUUUUUUUUUAGCUUUACCAGAAAUUUUCUUUAGGCAUAGAUGGACAUAUGGAGCUGCAAUUCCACUAUGCUGUGAUAUGCUAUUGGCAGAAGGUUUAACGUUUUUUUUUAUUCAAUUGAAAUGUAGGCUGUUGCCAAAGAAAUCAAACACUUUUACAGUGGAUUGUCAACAAAGGUGAGUUUGUGAUGUAACCGAUGAUUUAAAUUUACUCAUAAGCUGAGAAAUUCUUUUGCUUGAAAACACAGAAGGAAGCAUGUUAUUUUAUCAGCUUUACAAAUUGUAAACUCCAAGGUGAACCAGCUUGGCUGUGUAGGAAUUAUAGCCUUUAAUUAGCAGAGAUUUGUUUUCAUUAGUUAAAUGAUGAGAACCUUUUUCUUUUGAAAGGCUGAGAAACUGGCAUUUUUUUUGGUUUUGGAACGAGAUCUUGGUGUAGACCACAAGGAUGUUCUACAAGUCGCUAACAGCUUGGCAAAUUCUCAGGUAGACUACAAUAUGUUUUAAUGCAAUUUAAACCCAGGUUUUCAAUACUAAUGGUGUGAGGUAUUUGUGCAACUGCCAUGAGUGGUCAGAAUUUAAGUGGAUUGUAUUUCUUUUAUAUUUCCUUGAGAUAUGAAAGGGCAACUUCUGGAGCAGUUUUAAAGAAAUGAAUAACAUUUUUUUCCAAUAGCAAUGUUGAGCCAUUUUUAUCCCUCUUGUAUUAAAUAGUUGGACAAACCACCCUGCUAUUGAAAGAUACAUUGCUUUAAAUGAACCUUGGCCAUAUUUCUACUUUUGAACAGGAUUAAUUGGUCUGAAGCCAUUCUCUCUCUUUAGAAACCUACAAGCUAGUUGUCCAUAUAAUAACAGUUUAUCGUCAAGUAGAAAGGAUUGUAAUUAAAAACUAGUUAUAACUUGGGGCUGUUGUUUGACUUGUCAAAAAAUAAUUAUUGGACUGAACAUUAAAAGAAAGGGCUAGAAGUAAGGAGAUCCUCAAAGUGAAAGGGUUAGAUAACUGGUUAGUCUGAAGAACCUUUGCCUCUGGGCAAAUUUUAAAUUUUACUAAUUGCCAUUUUUCAUGUUUUAUUCAUAGGAAAAUGGACUUCCAGCCAUUUUAAAAGCAGAGGAAAAGUUGCGGCAAGCUCUUGAACCAGCUCAUACCCAAUUACUGUCCCAGAUCAGUAAGCUACCAGGAGGUGUGAAGGACAUUGUUGACAUGAGAGGUGACUUGUUGGUGAGUGGGAGCUGUCUUCAGAAUGGGAAAUGGCCAGUUUCCAUUAAAAAUAUCAUGUUGAUUUUGUUAGUGCCCUUUACUUGCACAGUAGUGUGUUAAAAUAUUCUGACUGUGGCAUUUUACUUGUGCAAAGAAGUAGACAUAAGUAUUUGAUAUAAAUUUCUUGCAAGGAAGGGCUGAAUGAAGAGAAGGAUCGACUUGCCAGACAGGAACUCCAAGCUCUUAGUUCAUCCAUCAAGAAUCUCUUGGCUCAGUGGUUUGCUGUUGGAUUACUGGAUCUCAGACAGGUCACCUGGGAAUCACCUGGUAGUAUUCUAGAAAAGGUGCUUAUUGGCAAGCUGCACAUAAUUCAUACCUUUAACAUAAUUGCCAAGUCAACAGGAGUAUCUCUGUUUCUAAGAUCUCACCUCAUCAUUCUUUCGCAAAAAUUUGAAUGAUUUCAUAUGAGGUUGAGCUUCAAAUCUCCCCAUAUAAACCCAUGUGAGUCCAUGAGUAGGUGACACAAUAUCAUGCUUCCCAGGGGUAAAAAUAACGGCCGGUGACCAGACAAUGUCCGGCCUGAUUGGGGUUUGACCGGUCAAAGUUUCGAUUCAGCGGUCAUGUUGAACAGUCACAUUAAAUGACUGAAAGUCAAACGAAAAAAAGGAAGCUGAACAACAAACAGCAACAAUAACACAACGUAAUAAAAACUAAACGAGAGGCUACGAUAGAACAGUUUUUAAUUUCCUCACAAGUUUAUUUUUAAUUCAAAUGCUAUGCCAAAAAGGCGGUGCGAAGUGUCGCGCCAUUACUCUGCCGAACUCAGGAAUUAGAUCCGACUCACCUAGAAGAUAAUGGCAGUGCGUUUGAAACGAUUCAGUUCCAGGUAGACUGAAUUAAGUUCGGCGUGACUACUCAGCGGGCAGGCCUUUCCAUAACGCUCGACACUUAGGCCGCACAAUAAUGACGCGAUUAGAGUCGGUAGAAUGAUUCAGAAAAAAAGUUUCGUUAACAUAUUAUGGGGCGGGGUUGACAAAAGCCGGUGACAAGUUCGUCUCCAAAAAAGGGUGUCAAACAUUUCCUUAAUUAGUCGAAAUGUACGGAAAAAGUAAGACUAGAGUGUGUAAUCCAUCUUUCAACGAUAUAUUGUCUGAGGAGAAUGAAACAGAAGAUAUAAAAAAGUGCACUUCGAACUAGAAGCUCGAAGAAGCGCUACAGAAAUGACCGAGGUAAACUUUGUUUUGCAGGUCAUUUUGACUGGCGACCGUACCGCUGUAGUAGACCGUACUGUAAUUUUUAGCCCUGCUUCUAUGCUGACAAUUGAACCAAAAAUAAUUAGAAUAGCUGGUGUGUUUUUCAGGGUGGACGGUGAAUUGCGCCGGUAGCUGGCUUUUUUGACAAUCCUGUAAAUGUAGUAAAGGGGAAAUUGUCCCCUAGGGUAGAAUUUCAACCUUACCUUGAGUGAGAGGUUUCAUUUCUUGGUUGGGGUAAAUUGCCUAUGUUGUUCUAUCUUAAGCUUGACGUAUGAUAAGUCGGGAUUCAUUGUUUUGAGCAGGGUCUCAGUGUCCCUGUAAAUUACAAAAUGACUAAUCCUGAAAUUUGUAUUGAAAAGAAACUGUAAUAUUCCUGGUUGUUCGGGAUGUAUGGUGAUGAGGUAACAAUGUUAUGCUUUCUGUAACUCAGGUAUUGCGUUAUGAGGCAGUGCAUUCAAUGUCUGGCUGGGAAGACCUGAAGCGGCGACUUGCUCCUGACAGGAGAUGUUAUAUUUACACACAUCGCUCCAUGCCUGGUGAACCUGUGGUAGUGUUACACACUGCACUGGAAUAUGAAAUUGCUGAUAAUAUACAGGUGGGUUGUCAUUCAGAAAAAGUCUGGAAAAAGCUUUUCAUUCUUAAGGGUACUUCUUGAAAACCCAAAAUUAUUUUGAUAAUGGCCAAGGUGUUACCAUCAACUGAUUUCUGUUCCUUAGUCAGUGUUUUACUGCAGUCUCUCUUUCAAUCCAGGUUAUCUUGAGUGAACCGGAGGUGGAUCGAGACGCGUGUGAAUAUGAAUUAGAGAAAAGAACCGCAGCAGUGUUUUAUUCUAUCACUUCGACACAAAAAGGUGUGAUUUUAGGCAAUGAAGGAUAGGUUUCCCAGAAACAUUGAUACUUUUAUUUUCUGCAUGGGUUAAGGAGUACUCUGGUCUAUGUGUAAUCAAAUCCUUCCACCUCCCACCUUCAAAGAAGAAAUGGAUGCAUGUGCGUAGACCAGGGUUUUUUUUUUUUUUUUUUUUCAAUAAAUAAAUAACUGAAUUUAAAUGGCUACAAGUCCAAAAAAGGCUGAAACACAGCCUUGCACUGUCAUUUAGAUUGAAAGGUAGGAAGGUUAUUGUUGCACAAGCCUUACCUGGUUUACGUAGCAUGAAGCAACUAGAAGUAUUACUGUUUCCCGUGGAUAGGAUGCUAGUCAGUCGCAGUCUACUCCCCAGCUUUUCGUUGGGUUUUCUUGUUCGUUGAUACCGACUUGUAUUCUUGGGUGGAGCGAGGUCGUAUGAUAGCCAAGCGUCGUGCUCAAGAACAUAGCCUUAUGAUCCGGCCAAAGGUCUCUCUCGUCCCGAAUUUCUCUGCCUCUCCAUUACAAUAUGCCACAUUGAUACUCUUGUCAUGACAUUCAGAUUGGCGAUGAAUUUUGCCAAAAUUCUUAUAUCUAGCGUUGUUGACAAGAGCGCCUGGCUUUGUAAGGAAAAACUUUGUUUUAAAUACAGCGGAGGUGUUGGUUAGGAAGUGUUAUCUGUGAUGGACAAAUAUGCGUAAGGAGAUUCAACUAGUGAACAACUGUAAAACGGUUUGGAUGAGUACAGAUAAUUUCUCUUCCCUUUUUGUAGGACUUAGUGGCGUAGAUCUGGGUAAUUUUCUGAUUAAGCACGUCGUGGAAGAGUUACGGCACGAGUUUCCAAACAUCACGCAAUACUCGACACUGUCCCCUAUCCCUGGCUUCAGACAGUGGCUAAAGCUGCAGCUAUCGCACGCCCUGGAACAGCAGGGUAAGAAACGUUACUUAGGAAAUACCAGCUUAAUGGGAGGGGGGGAAAUGUCCCAACUAGGAAGAAAAAUGAAGGAAGGAAUAAGUUUAAUGAAGACUAGGCAUUCAGAAAUUUUUGCCUUUUCUCUGAAUGGAUUUUUCUUCUUUACAGAAGGCAGUGAACACGAGUAAAAGUUUGAAUCUCAGUUGACCAUUUGAAAGCUUGAAAAAGCGAAAACGUAGCCUAUCCGCAGGGUGCGCUAUCAACUAAGCUACCAUCUAAGCUACCAUCUAAGCUACCAUCUAAGCUACCAUCUAAGCUACCAUCUAAGCUACCAUCUAAGCUACAGAGAAUUCGAUGGUGAAUGGGUUCAUAAUUAAAGUAGGUUCAGAUGUAUUCGUCGAGAUUGUUGAUUUUUAUCGUUUUACUUGCUAGCAAAUGACGUUCCCCAAACGCUACUUUUGGAAGAUGAACAGGAAAUUAUCCAAGGCAGCCAUUCAAAUUCGGAAUUGUCUCCGCUCUCCUUGUUUAAGGUUUGUGUAUUCCGUUAUUUAGAUGGCUUCAGCGCCAAACAUAAUUAAAUUUUGAUUUCUUCUCAUUCUAUUAAUCUCGUAGCCUGCUACUUACUGAUAUGGCAAUUAUCAAGCGAUUGAUUUGCAGAGGAGUGCGCAAGGGCAAAACACAUCUGUUUAAGUAUGACGCACCAAUUUAAAAGUUUGUCUUUCGUGUUUUGGAUAGUGACUGAAUGAAAAAUGGCCCAGAAUGCAAGAAUCCAAGUGUUACUGUUUUUACUACUGGUAUUAAAAUGGCUAAUAAAAUUGUUAUUAUUUCUAUUAUUAUUAUUAUUAUUAUUAUUAUUGUUAUCAGUUUCCCACGAGAGAUAUUGUUUUUAAGCACCAGUUUAAAGAGAAGAAAUUUGUUUCGGCAAGCUUCGACGGGAUAUAUUCGAAGUAGUUUUCUUAGUUCGCGUCUUAACAUUUCAAAUUCAGUCUUUCCCAUAUUUCUAUUCUAGAAGGUAUAAAAAUCGUAAUCUGGCAAUGACGGAAGAGAGUUUUGCAGCCCAUUGUCCUCAGGCAUUUUAGAAAGUUAAAGUAGCUUUAAGCUACGGAUAAUCAACUGUCUCUGAAAAAUGCAUUGUUUGUCUGUUGUCAGAACCUUUUAGAAACCAGCGAAUGGCACCUUAACCCAAGUAUAGCUGACUGUCUAAAGAAACCAUUAGUACGCCUCUGUACCAAGUACGUACCGUUAUUAUUUUUAAAUUGUGGGAUAUUUAGGGAUUAUGGUAAUCGGAAGAUGGAACAAGGAGGAAGGUUUCUUGAUGACAUGGGCUGAUUUAUCGCCAACGUUAUCAGUCACCAACCGGUGAUUACUCAGUUUGGAGAUGUGGAUCAAAUUUUAAUUGGGAGUCAUUGAAAUUGUCCGUGGUUGGAUGAAUUUUGCCUUAAUGCGCUGUGUGAUUGGUCCAGAAAAAUCGCGCCACCCUUUCAACCAAUCAGGGCCCAGUUGUUCGAAAGCCGGUUAUCGCUAACCCAGGGUUAAAUUUUAAUCCAGGUUUCUACAUUUCUCUGAUCAAAAGCCGUUUUGGAAUUAUUUUCCCAAUUGUUUUUAGAGCAUUAAAUCAUCAAAUUGUAGAACAGUGGAAUUAAAAUUGAUAUCCUUUUAAAGCUCACAGAUCUGAAAUCAGAUUUCACACUAAUCCUGGGUUAUCUGAACCCAGCUUUGAACAAUUCGGCCCAGAUGUUAACCCUUGGAUCCCCAAGAGUGACUAGCAUCUAAUUUCUCCUUACAAUAUCUCCCCUGAAUCAAACAUUAGGGUCAUGAGAAUAAGGGAAAUGAUCAACUACAGGAGCUCUGGAUUGUUAAGCUAAUUCUCCUUGUCAGCACCAUAGGAAAUGUAUAGAGAACAGUAUGGAGAAUAUGCAUACUGAUAUUAGGGUGUAAAGGGUUAAGCUUGGACCAAUCGUGAUUUGGUCCCUUGCGUUUUCGGGCGCUCCAUUCUCGUUCCCAAGCUCCUCUCUCCUCAUACCUCCAAAAAGUACCCGUGUACAUUCGAAGAGCCCUCUAACACAUUUAUUAAUCAAACUUUUCUCCAUUUCUGAUCUUUCCAGGUAUUUAUACAAAGAGAAAAGGCGAGGAUUUGUCAUGGAUCCAGUUGGUAAGUGAUUCAAGAGAUAUCAGCAAAUUCUUUUCUCUUUUCUAUCCAAGGUUAAUUACACAGAAGGUCCCACUUCAAAGUUUUGCCAAGAGUAUUUCGCUUCGUGUUUUUGCUUUCAUUAAAUUUAUCUUCGAGUGCUGAUAAAGCUCAAUUAUACACAUGAUACGAAAGAAAAGUUAUAAUCAGAAUAUGCGAGACGUAGGAGAUUUCACAAUUUCUCGGCUGUUGAGAUUUUCUCACUUGAAAAACGAUUGUGUUAAAAAUGAUCCUCCAUGAUUGAAGAAGUGAUGAACUCAUUAGGAAAAUACGAACUCUACUGACUUUCCCGAUUCCCCCCAGAAGCCGAAACAAAGACUCAAGUGAGGAAUGAUCGCCCAUUAUCGUAGAAAUUAUGGUAACAUCCACAAAAAUGACAAACUUUUUACUAUUACAAUUUAUCUCUGACCUUUAAGGUUGAUCACUGCCGGGUUUUCUCGAUUUCUCUCCGAAAAUGACAAUUUAACCAUAAAACCCCUGAGACUAACCAUUAUCUUACAGAGGUAUGGAGAAUAUGUAUAUUGAUGUCAAGGCUAAAGAUAUUGUACUGAUGCUAGGUUGGCAAUGUGUGCAUGCUCCUCGCGAGUGAAGUUACGCGCAGAAAUGAGGCGCUAUUUAUUAAAAUAAGUUUAACUGAAAUGUAUUCAUCGUCUCUUCGCCGUCAGGUAAUUUUCAUAUCAGGAAUGGUGCGUGGAUGUGGAGGUUAAACUGGUUGGCGGAUGUGAGCGCACGAGGAAUGGAUAAUUCCUUUGGACUGAUGAUGAACUAUAAAUAUGUCCUAGAAGAUGUGGAUAAGAACAAUCAACAGUAUUUACUGAACGGUACUGUUGCUGCAUCGCCACAGUUUCUGGAGCCAUUGCGGACGUGACAUGGUCAUCUUGACCUUCGAGUGACUUAGAAGUCCCGCGACUAGACCAUCUUAAAACUUACAGAGCAUAUAUGGACAUGGUAAUGGAUGUGCCUGUGGGAAAGCUAACGUGUCACUGGAAACAAGCCAGUAUGAAAUAAGGAAAAAACUAGGGAUUGGCCUGCAUUCUGUCAAUUUAGAGAUACAGAUGGAAAGAGUUCAGAAACCCUUAUGUUGGAAGUCCUUUCACCACAAGCGCGCAUUCAUGACUUGGUUUCAUACAAUAACUAAAUUAUCUUUAAAAGAUUCUUAUGUUUUAAUUUUUAUUUAAAUAGCAAAAUGAGUUUUUUUCAGAUGAGUUAAACAACCAGUCAGGGGUGGCCUGUACAACCUUAUUAUUUUAAAAUACUCGCGAACGAAUUCGAUGUUUACGGGAAAUUUGAGAACGUUGACCGAAAUUCCCUUUUAGUUUUCUUUCUACCCCGUUACUAAACUGAUUUACCUCCAGGAAUACUUGUAUAAUUUUUUGUUUCAUCGAAAUUAAUUCUUUCGCUCGAUCUUUGUGAGAAUUACCUGACGCCUUUUUUAACCAAUUUUUGAGAAACCUUCGGUGAAAGAUUGAGUGGCAUCGCUUCUUACCCACAUCACAUUAUUUCCCGGUAUGAUUAACCAGUGACACUCGAUUUCCCUUACAACCUCCCUUUCAUUCAAAAGGUAGUAUACAAGUCUCCGACAACAGUACUUAAACAUCAUUCAGCAGUCGUACACUAAUUUCACUUCUGUUGGUACAUGAAGUUGCCAUGAAGUGUAGAAGGCCAGCUCUAUAUGACUGAAGGACAAAAAUACUUUUUAACUUUAUUUCAAAUCAGCUGCGCUACCCUAGAAACGGCUUAUAUUUCAAACCCCCCCCCCCUUCAAGAAAGCGAUUCAAAAAAUGAAUGGUAUUGCUUGCUUUCAACCAACUAGACACGGCGCACUUAAAUACAACGAUCAGCCACCUUAACCCUUUAACUCCCAAGAUCCGAUGUUAAUUCUCCCCGCUAGCAGCUACACAUUCCCUUGAAAACUAAUCACAACAAUUUGGUGUUAGAUCUAGAUAAGUUCUACCAGACAGUUCUAAGUAUUAUAAUUACCUCCACUGGAAAAGGUCUGGAUUAUUAUAGGGAGAAUUUACGAGUUUAUCACUUCUGGAUAUUAAAGGG